AAAGAUUAAUAGAAAUCGCGGUGUAAUACUAGUAGUGAGUAGCAGUGCACGGGGGUGGGCAACGUCGCCGGCUUCCCAGUCCCCAUUACUGCAACCGGUACAGCCUAUAAGGAGAUCCAGGACCAGUCUUCAUCAUGGGAGAAUCAAAGGAACCACCUGAGAAUGUUGGGUUUGACUUGCGCAUGUUCCAGAGGCUGUUUAAGUUAGUGAGGCUUAUCUUCCCUGGCUGGUGCUCCCUCCCAACCACCCUCUUCUUCCUCCUCUUCUUCCUCUGUGGUUUAGAACAGUUCCUGGCCUACUAUGUGGGUCUGGUGCCCAGUGGCUACUAUGCUGUGUUUGAAUCCAGGGACAGGGUGGCCUUCAUUUACUUCACCUUGAGAUCACUUGGCCUCUUUGUAGCCAUUUCUGUGGUGAUUACUGUGAAGAAGUAUGUAGACAGUGUCCUGUACAUCACAUGGCGACAACUGAUGUGCCGUGCCCUACACAGACUCUACUUCUCAGGCAUCAAUUACUAUUCCAUCAACAUUCUGCGUGGGACCAUUGACAACCCUGAUCAGCGUAUGGCCCAGGAUGUGGACAAGCUGUGCUUUACUCUUGCCUCUAUCACCAUCAAAGUCAUCAUUGCUCCCUUCCAGAUUGGUUACUACACCUACAAAACAUAUGAUAGGACUGGCUGGAUGGGGACCCUGGCGGUGUACAGCUUCUUCCUGGUGGCCACAGUUGCAAACAAGCUUGUCAUGUCACCCAUUGUCAAGUAUGUCAUGGAACAGGAGAAACGUGAGGGUGACUUUCGCUUCAAGCACAUGCAAGUGCGGGUGGAUGCUGAGUCCAUCGCUUUCCAGGCAUCUAGUGCUGUGGAAUCCUUCAAGACCAACAACUCUCUGGAUAGGCUGAUAUUAGCACAGCAGAACUUGUUUGACAGGCAGAUAUUGUUGAACCUGAUAGGCAAGUUUUUUGAUUACCUGGGCUCCAUAGUGUCCUACCUGGCAAUUGCUGUGCCUAUUUUGGGUGGGAAGUUUGGUGCAGAUGAGGACAUUUCCCCCAUCGUUAGUGCGUAUUCAUUUGUGUGCAUGUACCUGGUGUUCAGUCUCACUUCCCUGAUGGACCUCAGUAACCAGGUGGUGCUUCUGUCUGGAGUGACCCACCGUGUUGCCCAGCUGGCAGAACACUUGAUGCAGCUGCAGUGUGACUGGGACACCUCUAGCAUACAGGCAUGUUCCUCCUUCACUAACAUCAUCCACAACAUGCGCCGCCAUCCAGGCUGCAACUCCUCCAGUGAGGCAAGCAAGCAUCUGUUGGAGUCACCUUCUGAGAAUGAAAGUGAAGUCACCACCAUUGAUGGGGAUCAGACAUCGCUGAGUGUUGCCUUCAUCCUGCGUGAUGUUGAUAUCUGUCCUCCAGGGUCCAGUCAGCUUCUUGUGACUAACCUGCACCUGGAUGUUGUGAGGGGAGAGAAUCUACUCAUCAUGGGCCCCAGCUCCUCAGGCAAGUCCAGUGUGCUGCGUGUGUUGCGGGGUCUGUGGCCAGCCACUCGGGGAACAGUGGCCCAUGAUUUCCCUCCUGGACCCAAGACUGUUCUCUUCCUGCCACAGAAGCCUCUCCUCACCAAUGGCUCUUUGAUAGAGCAGGUGAUUUACCCACUGAGGCUGGAUCCACAUCACCCCUUGACAAGGGAAGCCUGUGAUGAGAUUACAGAGCUGUUAAACACGCUCCAUCUGCAGGGACUCCUCAGUCGUACAGGAGACCUUUACACUGACCCUAACUGGAACUGGAAUGAUGCGCUGUCACCCGGGGAAAUGCAGCGAGUGUCUUUUCUUCGGCUGCUGUACCACUGCCCACAGUUUGCUCUUCUAGAUGAGGCUACCAGUGCUUUGAGCUUGGAUGUUGAGGAACAGGUGUACAAUGCCUGCUUGGCACGUAACAUCACUCUGGUCAGUGUGGGCCACAGGCACUCACUUUUCAAGUACCACACCACCCUGCUUACCCUGGAUGGAGCAGGAGGGUGGAGUAAGGAACCAAUCACAAAUCCUGCUGCUGAUGAAUCUGCUCAGUGAUUUAUUUCUUAGCCUUUUCUUUUAAUAAUCAAGAUGCAUCUCAAGGACAGAUUAAUUACACACCGGUGCUAUCACUACUCUUAGCCUUUGUAGAAUGUGCCUUGGUAGUACCACAAAAAUUAUUUUAGCUCCUCAUCUGUAUCCUUUUAGCUCAAAACAUAAGCUGUAUGGGCACUUAGUGUCAUAUGAAUAGACUAGUAUAUAAUAAAUAGAUGUGAUUUGAUACUUGUGUGUGUGUGUGUGUGUGUGUGUGUGUGUGUGUGUGACUGACAAUGAGAGUGUGUAUUUGGGUGGGUGGCUUCUUGGUAACUCUACUAGUGGGGCAUGUCACUGUGGUGUACGGAUGUAUUGAUUGGUUGGUGACAUGUAUUCUAGACUUGCCUAAAUGUAUUUUUAUUAAUUAUUUAUUUAUUUUCUUUCACAAAGUUGAACCUUUAAACAAGUAAUAUCCUUGGAAUGAACAGGUUGAUAUGUAGAACUUUAGGUUGAAUUUGUUUGGUGCUGGCUGCUUGUCAAUUUUUUUUCUUUAUUGUUUCAUUUAAUAAACUUCUGGGAAGAAAUAUCCUGGACUUAAGCACAAUGCAUAUAUUAUCAGGAAACAAAAAAAAAAAAAAAAAAAAAAAAAAAAUGUAAUUUUAUGAAUCUUAGUUUGAUAGUGUGAAGAUGAAUAAGCCAGUAUUGAGUGACAAGAAGUACUUACUUGAAGUAGAACCCAUUGGUCACAACUUUAGAUUUAUUACAAUCUGUAUUACUAUUGAAAUUAAAGCUACUGUGAUGUAAUAUUUGUACAGAAACCUGCAAACUAAUUUGCAUUUAAAACUUUAUUUAUUUUAUUUUAUUUUAUUAUUUUUUUUGAGAGAUUGUUUACAAAGAUCCAGUACCAUAUGAUUGUAGUGCAGGUGUCUUGUCCUGACUAGCCUCUCUGAGGGGGAUCUCUUCUCAUUUAUUGAUAGAUAAUGAGACAAAUAUAAUUUUCAGAAGCAAUUUUUUUUCUCAUCUAUUAUGAAGGACAUGUUCAUACUUUUGUAGAUUUUUAUGUAUGUUUAAACGCAAACCAGAAUGUUUGGCAGGUAUAUAUAUAUAUAUAUAUAUAUAUAUAUAUAUAUAUAUAUAUAUAUAUAUAUAUAUAUAUAUAUAUAUAUAUAUAUAUGAACACAUAUUGAAUGUCAUUCUGUUUUUAGUUACUUUACUCAUGCAAUAAUAGUCUACCAUGAAGAUUAACUAUAUUUUCAUAUUUACAAGUAACUUUUAAAUGCCAGUGAUACUGAGGAUUUCAUGCAAUUUUUAAUGCUUAAGUUGCAAACAUCAGUAAUACUGGAUGAUGCAUUAUAAGGCCUUUUAUUCUUGUUUUGUUUUAUUUCUUUAUCUUACUGAAUACAUUUAUUUAUCAGCACUGGAAGUGACUGUACAGAGCCUGUGCAGGGAGCUACUUUUUCAUGGACCAAGGACAGAGCUUUAUGAAAAUACACAAAUAGAUAUUACAGACUGUGUUAGCUCUUCUAUAAGUCAUUCCACAAGCCAUUGUAUAUAUUUUCAGUCACUUUCUCAUUUGUGCUGAAGUUCAUAUCUCAUGCUGUAUAGACACUAUUUUAUGUGUAUGUAACUGAACCAUAUGUAAAUAGGGAAUCUUUCUAAGCAAAGUAUAUUUUACUAUAUAUUUUUUACAUUUCAAGCAAGAUAAUUUUUAGACCAAGCUUUUGUUUAUCUAUUUGUUUAUUUUUUGUGACACACAACAAGUAAUUCAUGUCCACUUGUAUUAAUUCUGUUGUGAUUGUACAAGGAGCUUUAUUAAUGUGUUUGUUGUGUUAAAUCUGGCAUUACAAAUUUUAUGUAAUUUCAAAGAAGGAACAAAUAUGAAAUGACAGUUUGGAUAUUGAUGGACUGAAUUAUGAAGGAACAGUUUUGCAUUCAAUUUCUGAGCUCUGGAUUGGCAAGGAGGGCUUCAUUCUCUCUCUCUCUCUCUCUCUCUCUCUCUCUCUCUCUCUCUCUCUCUCUCUCUCUGCAGAGAAAAUGCCAGCAGUGUUUCCUCAAAGUAAAAAUUUGUCAUUUGAUCAAAUUCAGUUUCUAGGAGCUUUGUUUUAAAAUUAUUUUUAUUAUUAUUUAUUUUUCAUUCAGUAUUGUUUCUCAAGCAUUUGAAGUAGUUGUGUCUCUCCUACAUAUUUUUAAGUCUGUACUUGUUUGUUUGUUCAUCAUGGAGAUGUAGCUCAAUAUAUUUAGCAAUCUUAAAAUCAUCUUUUUCUUUUUUUGAGAAAUUGUUAGUUGCAAUUCCCACACAGUGUUCAUGCUUUAUGUUACAAAAUCUCUUGAGGACAAAGAAAAAUCUACCUCUUCCACAAUUCUGUUGAACUGAAUGAGGAUACAAUUAUACAUAGGGAUGAGAUUACUUGCAGGUUCAUUAAUGUAAUUUCAGGACAGAAGUUAUUGAAAGGAUUGAUAAAGUAGAGGAAUGAGUGAAAGAUGUGAAUAAGAAAUUAAUAUUUUUAGAAUGAGGAAUUGUGUGUAUGUAUGCACAUUAACCUACUUGUAAAGUGGAUUUGAGCUCAGCUAACUUUGUGCUGUCUUCUUCAGAUCACCUUUGAGUAGGUGAUGCCCACAUGUGUAUUGGACAGGGUGCUUGUCUCACACAACUUAAGAGGUCUUGGGUUCAAAUUCCUUACUCAGUGAAGAGAAUUUGGGCUCUCCUCAUGCAGCAGAAAAUGUAUAAAGAAUGUAAGCUGUGAACUUAAGUGACUGUCCAUCAUGGUGAGAUAGAUGUGUGGUGUAAUCUGCUUGACUGCUGGGGGAUUCAUCUGUUCUGCAGAUGAAUCCUAUAGUCUGAUAAUGAGUUUUGAAUAAAUUAUUUUCUCA
Messenger RNA from Scylla paramamosain (green mud crab), 4901 nucleotides. Its product is annotated as lysosomal cobalamin transporter ABCD4-like. Gene Ontology annotation, cellular component: peroxisomal membrane. The record is from RefSeq and is a predicted model, not a curated record. Gene Ontology annotation, molecular function: ATP binding; long-chain fatty acid transmembrane transporter activity; ABC-type transporter activity. Bases 135 to 2054 code for a protein of 639 amino acids. The transcript is spliced from 14 exons. NCBI's taxonomy places the organism in Eukaryota, Metazoa, Arthropoda, Malacostraca, Decapoda, Portunidae. Gene Ontology annotation, biological process: fatty acid beta-oxidation; very long-chain fatty acid catabolic process; peroxisome organization.